Messenger RNA from Passer domesticus (house sparrow), 3334 nucleotides. It is a transcript of the gene ANKRD42, whose product is annotated as ankyrin repeat domain 42. Bases 705 to 2285 code for a protein of 526 amino acids. Gene Ontology annotation, biological process: regulation of cardiac muscle contraction; protein localization to T-tubule. The transcript has 15 exons. Gene Ontology annotation, cellular component: nucleus; T-tubule. Gene Ontology annotation, molecular function: protein binding. The record is from RefSeq and is a predicted model, not a curated record. NCBI's taxonomy places the organism in Eukaryota, Metazoa, Chordata, Aves, Passeriformes, Passeridae.
GCGGGAAGGGCGAGCCCGGGCCCAUGGCAACGCCGGGGCGGGCAGCAGCAGCAGCUGGAGGGACCCGCUCCAGGCGACCGCGGCGAGCUGCCGGCCCCUGAGCUGCGAGGGCGGCUGUGCCCCGCUCGGCCGGUGAGACCGCUCGGCCCUUCCUCCGCCGGCUCCUUCCCCCGGCCCCUCGCCGGCCCGGCCCUGCGGCUGUGCCGAGCUCCCCGGUCUGUGGCACGGGGCUCCGCCGGGGUGCACACACAGCGCUGAGGAGGCUCCAUAGCCACCAAAAGCGCGGGGAAAGGCGGUGUUUGGCGCCGGCCGGCCGGGCCCUCCGCCUGCCCCGGGCCUGGCAGCUCCGCUCCGCCCCGGCGGGACCGGCCGGGACCGGGCGGGUCGGGCCCGCGGCUCCCGCGGCGCUGGGGCUGCCGAAGCCGAGCUCCGGGGGAUUGGGUUUGUGUGAUACGGAAACAUCGCAACACCUAAAUUGUGCCUUUCCCUAUUCCGAGCCGCUGCCGCCUUUGUCUCGUGCCAAGAAGCCAGUGCAGCCACCCACCCGUGGCAUUUGUCUUCAUGCAGUAGCGGAAGAGCUGAGGCACUAAUACCUUGAGACCUUCAGUUUUAUGCUUUCUUGACUUGCUAAACAGUAGCCCAGUUCUUCAGGACUUCCAGCAGUGUGAAAUGUAAUCAGAGUGUUGGUGCAUUCUGCUACUGGGAUGAUGACUACUGCAGAAGUUGUCAAGAAGAAGCAAAAUUACACUAGUGUGCAUGAAGCAGUGAAAGCUGGGGAUGUAGAACAGCUUGCAUCGAUGAUAAAAAGUGGAGCCAGUAUUAAUGAGGUGGAUGUAGUUCACAAAUUCACACCCUUGCAGUGUGCUGCCCACUCAGGAAGUCUGGAGUGCCUUCAGUGGCUGCUCUGGCAUGGAGCUGACACCGCACGUGUGACUGUGAGAGGCUGGACAGCGGCUCACCUGGCGGCCAUCCGAGGGCAGGAUGCCUGCAUGCAGGCCCUGUUACUGAGCGGAGCGGACGCAGCAGCGCGGGACGAGCGCGGGUGCGCGGCCUCGCACCUGGCCGCAGCCCACGGGCACUCGAACACGCUGCAGACGCUGCUGCGCUCGGGCGCGGAUGUAAACGUUUCAGACAGGAAUGACUGGAAACCUGUUCAUUAUGCUGCUUUUCACGGUCGCUUGGGGUGUUUGCAGCUUCUUGUUCGAUGGGGAGCGUGUGUAGAUGAUGUGGAUAACAAUGGAAACCUUCCAGCACAUCUGGCAGCAGUGGAAGGACACUUGCAUUGCUUUAAGUUCUUGGUCAGGAAAAUGGCCAGUGUUACACACGCUCUGAAAGCCAGGAAUGACCAUGGAGAGACUCCAAGAGACUUGGCUGAACGGUUCUACAAAGAUAAUAUUCUGCAAUAUAUUGAUGGUGUGGAAAAAGAGGAGGAAGAUCCAGAGAGACAGGAAGUUUUAGCGUUCCCGGGUCAUGAUGCUGCUUUCAACGGGGACUUACUGGUGGUUAGAAGACUAGUGAGAAGUGGAGUAAUCAACAUUAAUGAGCGGGACGAUAAGGGAUCCACUCUCCUGCACAAAGCUGCUGAACAGGGGCAUGUCCAUUGCUUACAGUGGUUGGUUGAAAUGGGAGCUGACUGUGACAUUACAAAUGAUGCUGGAGAGACUCCAAAGGAUGUAGCCAAGAGAUUUGGCCAUCUGGCAGCUGUGGAACUUCUGACACCAAGAACUGGAAACAGUAACUCUAGUGAUGAAGAACUAGAUGCAAACAACAUCAAGUUUUUUGAAACACAUGGUGUAGAAGGGAGUACAGAUAGCAAAGAGGAUUUAACCCUGGAUAAAGCAGAGAAAAUGAAUGCACGCAUAAGGGCCUAUCACAAGAUUAAAGAACUUCAGAGACUUCUAGAAAUUGCCUACAACAACUACAGACAGCUGGGGGGAAUAACUGAAGAGGAGAGGAAGAUAAGAAAAGAAGAAAGGAAAGCUGAGAAGGCUGUGAGGGAGCUGGAGGCCCAGCUGGAAUAUGAGCGAGUCAGGCGGGAGAAGCUGGAGAGCCAGCUGGAUGAUUACCGUGCUGAGAUAAACCAGCUCCGAGAGGGCCGGGGCAAAACCAGCACCGCCUCUGCUGCCUCCGAGGAAGCUGAGACAAUGACCAAAUCUUGCAAAGAUGAAGAUAAAGAAGCAGUCAGCCUGCAGCCCAAGAGGAGUGUGACUAGACCGAGGAACGAACCUCAGAGGAGGGGCAGCAGACUGGAGAGGAAAUUGGCUGCAAACAGAUGGAAGAAUUAACAACUCUAGAGAAGAGCCUCCUGAAGCUCCCAGAUUGCUGCAGGUGCGACAGAACAAUUCCAGAAGCCAAUGGCUGCUCUCAGAGGCCGUGCCCUGCUCAGCAGCACAGCCUCAGUGCUGAGAUGGGAGGCCCAGGGCAGCAGCCUGAGGAGCCACGUUUUCAGGGACACAUCCCAACAACUAUGCUGGAUACCUCAGAGCACCCCAGGCUACAGGGGCUUGUACUACUGUCACCCAGCUACUGGAAACUGCACUACAGGAGACCAGGGCUCACAUCAGACAUCCCAGAUUUCCCAUGGAACCAAAAUGACGAUGAAUUUGAAAAUGAGCUGUCAAACACAGCAGCAGUCCUGAAGCCUGACGAGUUGUCUUUUGGACUUUUUAUGCUGCUGUUUCAAUUAGUGUUAGAAUAAAGCUAAUUACAUUUUCCUUUGAACUUAUUCUCACUUCCAAAUAUAAUGCAUUACUCUUUUUUAUCCAGCUCCUACACAACAAAAACUUCACUGGUUAUGUACAUAUUGAGAAGACUAAUCUCAAAUUAUAUUUUUGAACAAAGAGAAAUUUGUUCUGCUUGGCAGGUGAAAGUACAAGUCCUGCCUCACAGAAACUGUGUGUCUGUGGAGACUCGAUGGGAGGCAGGACUGGUUACUCUCAGACCAGUCCUGAAUGACAACAAACCUUCAGGGUAACGUAAAUGACCUCAGCAAAACUUCUGUAGCAACUCCAUCACAUCAAAGGCUGCUGCAGCAAGCAGAGGUACUGUCAAACUGGGUAAGGCAUUUAGGCUUUCAAUUUCUUUUAACCAUGUCCAUAUUCGCCCUAAUCCCAGUUCUGGGCACAAUCCUAGUCCCAUAGUGGCAUGCUCCCAGCUCUUCUGUGUUCUCUGUCACAUUUCUUCCAGCUGGAGGGGGAAAGGGAGAUCUCCUUCACCCAAUCCCAGCUGCCUGCUGCUACAGCCGACCUCAUUUAGCACAUACUUCUGAACAGAAUUUUAUACAGCCACAAUCCAGUACCAGUGCUCACCUCCUUGCCUGUCACAUACCUGCCAA